Molecule: messenger RNA, 836 nt
Organism: Guyanagaster necrorhizus
Lineage: Eukaryota; Fungi; Basidiomycota; Agaricomycetes; Agaricales; Physalacriaceae
Exons: 3
Coding region: 181-804 (207 amino acids)
Biological process (GO): dihydrofolate metabolic process; folic acid metabolic process; tetrahydrofolate biosynthetic process
Cellular component (GO): mitochondrion
Molecular function (GO): NADP binding; dihydrofolate reductase activity
Source: RefSeq, a predicted model, not a curated record
GGCUAAGCGGGUGGAGGUGAAACCUCCGGCAGGAUCUGAAUGGAAAAAAUGGGAUUGAUCUUUCCAUGAUUGUUUGGUGCCUAAAUUUUUUCCAAGUCUUGUGCAUCAUGCAUGCAUUGAUAGAUGGCUGAUAUCGAUAUUGUAAUUAUCAAUUGUACCACGCAUUAGUCCGAAAUAGCCAUGUCUCGUCUUACCAUCAUCGUUGCUGCAACCAAAAACAACGGUAUUGGGAAAAACUUGCAGCUUCCAUGGCGCCUGCCCAAAGAGAUGUCAUAUUUUGCUCGAGUCACAUCCAAUGCACCAGAGGGAAAGCAGAACGCGGUCAUAAUGGGGCGACAUACCUACGAGAGCAUUCCAACGAAAUUCCGGCCUCUCUCGAAUCGCAUCAACAUCAUUAUCAGUAGAAACGAGGAAUAUGACUUAUCAAUGGACGAUACGCCAGCCUUCCUUGAGUCAGGCUUGCGGCACUCGCUCGAGAGGCUGCUCAGUCUGAAAAACUUAACACACCGUGCUUUCGUUAUUGGGGGUGCAUCCUUAUACUCUGAGUGCCUUCGGCUCUCGCCAUCGUCAAUCAUUCCCUUCGUGGACCGUGUUCUCCUCACGAGAAUUAUCUCACCUAGUUUCGACGAAUGCGAUGUUUUCAUGCCAGAUUUUCUUGCUGAGACCAACGAAGAAGGGGUGUUGAUAUGGGAAAGGGCUACGUACGAUGCAUUGAAAGAAUGGGUGGGGUUUGAGGUCCCAGAAGGAGUGCAGGAAGAAAAGGGAAUCCAAUACGAGUUUCAGAUGUGGAUUCGCCAGGUUUAAUAUACGUGUAUCUGUAUCGACCUUCUGCCAUU